AUGAUCUUUAAAUCUAAAUAUCCAGAUAUAAAACUUCCUCAGGUUGGAAUUUAUCAAUAUGUGACUAGUAAUCCAAACAAAGUUCCGGACGAUAAGGUUAUUUACAUGGACGGGAUUUCUGGUAAAAAUUAUACUUUUGGUGAAGUUAAACAUGAAUCGAAAAAGCUUGCUGCUGGAUUACAAGAUAGACUAGGGUUUAAACGUGGAGAUACUUUAGCGAUAUUUUCAUAUAAUCAGAUCGAUUAUCCUAUUGUGGUCUUUGGGACGAUUGCAGCUGGUGGGAAAGUAACAACAGCUAAUCCAAUUUACGAUGCAGCUGAAUUAUCGCGUCAACUAAUCGAUUCAGGUGCAUCGAUUCUGAUCGUGGAUCCAGAGAUUCUUGAAAUCGCUAUUGAAGCUUUAAACGAUGUAAAAAUUCCCACCUCCAGAGUAUUGUUAUUUGGUGAAAAAGAAAUAAAAGGAUAUAAACCUUAUCGUUCUAUUUUAAGCGGUGAUCGUGAAAUUGAACCGAUUAAUUAUACUCCUGAAGAAGCAAAAUCAACAACUGCUUAUUUGCUUUACAGUUCUGGAACAACCAGUGUGGGAAAAGGUAUCGAACUUACUCAUGCAAAUAUAACUGCUAAUUUAACUCAAUUAAUGGCUGCAGAUCAUGCACUUGGAACACACAGCAUAACUAUGGGAGUUACACAAUGUAGCCACAUUUAUGGGCUGAUCGUUCUUCUUCAUGCGAUCUUACUUCACGGUGCUACUACAAUCAUUCAUUCAAGAUUCAGCUUGGAUACGUUUUGUGAAUCAAUUCAAAAAUUUAAAGUUACCCAGAUUUUUGCCGUUCCACCAACUAUACUUAAACUUGUCAAUGAUCCAUUGGCACAACAAUUUGACUUAUCAAGUGUGAAUAUUAUUCUAUGUGGGGCAGCUCCAUUAGGUGAUAAACUGGAAAAAAAAUUUUAUGAAAUGUUUAAAAUACCAAUUUUUCAAGCUUAUGGUCUUACUGAAGUAUCCCCGGUACUAACCUAUCCUGAUAUAACGAAAAAUACAAUUCCAGGUUCUAUUGGGAUUCUUAUUCCAAAUUUGAAAGCUAGAAUAUUAUCGGAUGAUGGCCGUGAAUUGGGAUACAAUGAACCUGGAGAAUUAUGGGUUCAUGGUCCAAACAUUAUGAAGGGUUAUCUUCAUAAUAAAGAAGCUACAGAUGCUGUCAUCGACAAAGACGGAUUUUUUUGCACAGGAGAUAUUGGUUUUCAAGUCGCACCUUCUGAACUGGAAUCGAUUCUGCUCACACAUGAUGCUGUAUCAGAUGCAGGAGUAACAGGAUAUUAUUCUGAGGAAGAAGCAACCGAAAUUCCUAUUGCAUAUGUCACAAUUAAAGAUGGAUAUGAGAAAUCUCAAUCUUUAGCAGAAGAAAUUCGAUCUUUCGUAGAUGAAAAGGUUGCACCGCAUAAAAAAUUAAGAGGUGGUAUUUUAUUUAUUGAUAAAAUUCCCAAAAAUGGAUCUGGUAAAAUUCUAAGAAGAUCAUUAAAGGAGAAAUUAAAGAAUGAUAGGAUUUGUUAG
Messenger RNA from Dentiscutata erythropus, 1548 nucleotides. The record is from the annotation of a GenBank genome assembly. Lineage: Eukaryota; Fungi; Glomeromycota; Glomeromycetes; Diversisporales; Gigasporaceae.